This is a messenger RNA of Clarias gariepinus (North African catfish), 4231 nucleotides long. RefSeq names its product sorbin and SH3 domain containing 3 (gene sorbs3). The record is from RefSeq and is a predicted model, not a curated record. NCBI's taxonomy places the organism in Eukaryota, Metazoa, Chordata, Actinopteri, Siluriformes, Clariidae. The transcript has 21 exons. Gene Ontology annotation, molecular function: protein binding. The coding region runs from base 180 to 2306 and encodes 708 amino acids.
CUGGUCAGAUGUGUAGUCAGAGUGUGUGGGAGAGAGUAAGAGAGAGAGAGAGAGAGGCUGUGUUUUCCUAAGGACUCUAUGCACGGCAGUACCAUCACACACUCCAGUAGAUCUCUGACACAGACUUUGACAGUGAAUCAGAGGUAUUCAAGAAAAGGACUGGAAAUCCCACAGAUGUCAUGCAGUCUCAGAGGACGGUGGUAUGUGACCAUCUCAAUGGCUCCAGGAUCGUUUUCUCAGAUGAAACUCGACCAGGAAACGCUCUGUCCCCAGACAUGACCCAGGAAGUAGUCGUGAUCUCGCCUGAUAUUCUCACGCCUCCUCCGACCCCAUACUACAGGAGCGGUGCUUCUAUAGCUCUUCAACACAACGUUGCAGAGGUAAAUGGAGGUGCAGUCCCCGCCCCAAGUUUCGGAUCUUACUACGGGCCAGGCCAAUCACAUGAUCAAUUGCCUAACGGUGGACCACGCUCUGCUACUCUGCCUCGUACUUCUGUUACCAGAGAGGAGAGGCUCAUCAAGUUCUCUGGGAUUGGCCCUGUAGAUGAAACCGGCAUGCCGAUCGCUUCCCGAUCUAGUGUGAACAAACCUAAGGACUGGUACAGGAGCAUGUUUCGACAGAUCCACAAGAAACCAGAGGAGCCAGAAAUCGACUGGCAAGAACGAAGGCUGAAUGCCACUCCACCUGAAGAGCCGACUCAGGAGGACGGACACAGACCUGGAAAAGACCCCUUCACCCUGACCCAGCAUGGAGCGCUGCCUGACUGGGCUGACCUGGGCAAUGUAGUUAGGAUUCCAGAGCCGAAGAGCAUUUUCGACUUCGAGCCAGGACGAGGAGCCACGGAGGAGGAACGUACGCAGUCACCAAGACAACUGCCAGAGUACCACCUUUCCCCUGAGAGAGCCCACUCUCCCUCCAUAGAGGCCACUCUAGUGUCGGAGCUGAACCGUUUCGAGGCAGAGCUGGACUCCGACAUCCGUGGCCUGGAGAGGAAGCUGUCUCAGAAGAAGCAGCAGCCACAACGGCGAGGAAGGGGUGAGGCUGAAAGGAACAACAGUACCGGAGCAGGGACAUCUGGGAAAGGACAGGACUACAGCUACAUAAUCGGAGAAAAGCACCUUGGAACGAAAGAUAGCGGUAAUACCCCUCCAAGCCAUCCCACAAUCCCUCGCCCCGGCGGUCAGCGGGACGUCGUGCCUAGUCUCACUUAUACUAAUGACAGAACACCGUGUGGGUCUGCAAACAUGGACUUUCCACCUAAGAGAGAGGAGAAAAAGAUGAAAGCAGCACGAGCCAAAUUCGAUUUCCAAGCCCAGUCACCCAAGGAGCUGACCCUGCAGAAGGGCGAUGUGGUGUAUAUUCAUCGGCAGAUCGAUGGCAAUUGGUACGAAGGAGAGCAUCAUGGGAGAGCAGGGAUUUUUCCUACUAGCUAUGUUGAGAUCAUUCCUCCGACAGAGAAGCCAGUGCCAAUAAAGUCUCCCAGUGUCCAGGUGCUGGAGUAUGGCGAGGCGGUGGCUCUGUUCAACUUCAACGCAGACCUGCCGGUGGAGCUGUCUUUCCGGAAGGGCGAGGUGAUAUCCAUAACACGACGGGUGGAUGACCGUUGGUUGGAGGGUCGGAUCCCAGGCACCUCCCGCAGCGGCAUUUUCCCCGCCAACUACGUGCAGGUCAACAAACUGCCCCGCACCAAAACCGCUGAUGACCUUUCACCCUGCCCUCUCUCGCCCCUCUCCCCUUCCCCUCGCUGCACUCAGGCUCCGCUUUCACCUCACGCGCGCACCAGCCAGUCACGCUCACCCCUCUCACCCACACAGCCCACCGCCACCAAACAGCCGUCCAGUCACUUUGUGUUCUCGCCUGGCCCCGCCUCACCCACUUCACCCAACAGCCACAGGAGUUUCUCACCUUCAGCAUGCAGCUCACUGGACAGAGAGGCGAGAUCCCCUGUUUCACCAUACAGUCCUGUGCUGGCGUCUCCACAGGGCCCAGGGCUGGCUAUGAACAUGAGCCCGAGACCUUCGUAUCCUUAUCAGGAUGGAACCAGGACACACUCUCCUCAGUCUUAUACAAACUUUAAAACUCCACCAUCGGCAGCUUCCCCAGUCAACAGCAGCACAACAGUCAUACCGCGACAGCCGUAUAAGGCAGUUUACAACUACAAGCCCCAGAAUGGAGAUGAGCUGGAGCUGAGGGAGGGCGACAUCGUUCAGGUGAUGGAGAAGUGCGACGAUGGCUGGUUUGUAGGUACGUCUGAGAGGACUCGUGCUUUUGGAACGUUCCCUGGCAACUAUGUGGCACCUGUUUGAACGUGAACAACUGUUUUGGCACUUUCACUACUUCUGCAGCGUCGCUCACUAAUCCGAAGGAAAAAAAUUCCCCUCACACACACACACACACACAUACAGUAUAUGCACAAUCGAUCAUCAGUCUCAGCAUUAUUUUCACUCACUAUUUACAGCUCCUGAACUGGUUUGCAUGCACACUCCGUUCACAUUUUGAGCACUUGCGUGUGUUUGUGUCUGCGCGUGUACUGUAUGCCUUUUCACAACGAUGUACUGGCAAUGGCAAAGACACUAUGUUUGGAACAGCCCAGGCAACUCACUUGUUUUUAAAACCACCUCUGACUGAUAUGAGAGGCGGCCACGGGGUGCGGUAUGGUGUGGACCGGAGUGCUGCCGUAGUGAACAGGCACAGGGACACGCUCCUUAUCAUCCACACGCUUGUUUUGCAGAGCAUCCAGUGUUUGACGUUUUUGUGUAAAGAUUUCCUCCGUCCUGCGUUUCAGAUUUGUAACAGCGCAUCGCUCUGAACACUACAUGAGGACGCACAUCAUCUGGAUGGAUGAAACUUUUUCAGUUAUCGUGAUCAUCACAAUUUCUUUUAUUUUAUUUUGGCUUAGCUAAAAUGAGUUUGAUUGUAACUACACAACCGUGCAAAUCAUUGCCUGCUAGAGCUUUAUUAAUGUGUAGAGUAUACAGUGUAUAUAUAUAUAUAUAUAUAUAUAUAUAUAUAUAUAUAUAUAUAUAUAUAUGCUGUAAGUGUUGUAUUUGUUAAUCUAUUGCUUAGGCACUAUUGAAGUAUCACCUCACUCUGCAGCAUUCUGGGGAUUUUUGUAAUUUGUAAUAUUUUAAGCAAGUGACUCAGACAGAUCUGGCUUCAGUAUGUUAAUAUACAGUAGAACGUGAACAUGUCUGUGGUUAAUUAGCUAAAGUUUGACACUUCAGGACUGUAGGUGAGAAGGGCUAAAUACAGUAUCUUUGGCUGCAUACCAAAAAAACCUAUUGUCAUAUACUUAUUUUAGUGUACUAGAUCAUUGUUCUGUGUUGAGCAAUACAUUUCCCGACAUCGAUUACACAAAUUAUAGGCAUGACCUGCGUCAUGAAGGGUAAGGCUCAGUCAUCGAGAUCAGGCGUUCCUUAUGGAAAAGACGUCUCAUGACAUUGCUAGAAUGUUGCUACUCCACCUACCUGAUCUGGUGGAAAAUUCACAACAGUGAUUGGGAUGUGUGUGGUUUUUUUUUGUUUUGUUUUUUUCGUUUCUUGGAGUUAACCUGUAGUUAACCAUUCUAACUUGAAACAUUUUGGUUUUGGUUGUGUUUUGGGAAACAAUUGCAGCUUGCACUGACCACGCUCAUAUUCAUUCCCGAUUUUUUUUUUUUUUUUUUUUACAGCUUAACAUGAUAUUAAUUGUAUUACAUACAUACUGUAUUGGCCACUAGCUUCCUUAUAGAGAGCGAAAAUAUUUUUAGAAAGAUGAAGCAAGAUGUUAAACUGAAGUAUAAAGAACUAUGGAGUGUUUUGAUCCUAUCAUGAACAAAAAAAAUGUGACAUUCUGUCCCAAACUACAGUGUGUUACAGUGUGUUGACUGACAUCCUUGUCACCGUCAGUUCCAAGUAAAAACCAACUUCUUAGUAAGUCUUCCUCACAUUCCUAGUCAUGCAACUUGAAAAACAGAAGAACAGUGAUUGGAUCACAGCUUAUUAUGGGAUGUUUAGGUUACAAAAGAAGGGUGAACGCUUGUAUGUGGUUGUAUUGUGUAUGAUACCGCUUUCUAUCUCAAGUAUUAUUUCCUUUUUUUUUCCCCUUCCUGAGACUGUACAGAUAUUAACAGUUAUCAAACUGCAAAAAUAUAAUAUAUUUUUACUGAUUGCACAGUGUAUUUCAGUGGCUAUGGUACUCACGGAUUUUGAUAAGCAUCAAAUAAAUGCAUCCUGUGCUGGGAAAAAGGAUA